AUGCCCGCUGCCGCCGACGGCCUCAUUUCGGCCCUGGAAAACAACUUCACCACCGUCGAUCUGGCGCUGAAAGACCUGGACGACGACGAACUGCUCCGCAUUCCGGCCGACGACUGCAACUCGGUGGCCUGGAUCCUGUGGCACCUGUCCCGGGUGAUGGAUUCGUUCAUUAACACCCGGCUGAGGGACCUGCCGCAGAUCUGGGACACGAACAACUGGGAGCAGCACUACGGGAUGCCGGCGGACGGCGAGAACCGGGGGCUGGGCUGGACGCACCAGAUGGUCUGCGACUGGCAACCGCCGUCACGGGCCUUGCAGAUGGAGUACUUCGAGCAGGUGCGCUCGGCGCUGCGGCAAUACCUGCCGGGACUGACGGAAGCCCAGAUGCAGCAGGCGAAGAUCAUCCCGCCGGUGUCGGAACCGCGCACGGUGGCGGCGGCAUUGGGUCAGAUGACCUGGGACUGCGUCUCCCACGGCGGGCAGAUCGCCUUCCUGCGCGGGAUGUACAAGGGAAUGGGCUGGCACCGGUAG
Geodia barretti is the source of this 531-nucleotide messenger RNA. Lineage: Eukaryota; Metazoa; Porifera; Demospongiae; Tetractinellida; Geodiidae. The record is from the annotation of a GenBank genome assembly.